Molecule: messenger RNA, 2127 nt
Organism: Sturnus vulgaris (Common starling)
Lineage: Eukaryota; Metazoa; Chordata; Aves; Passeriformes; Sturnidae
Gene: TCF25
Product: TCF25 ribosome quality control complex subunit
Cellular component (GO): RQC complex
Source: RefSeq, a predicted model, not a curated record
AUGUCGCGCCGGGCCCUGAGGCGGCUGCGGGGGGAGCAGCGGGGCCAGGAGGGGCCGGGGUUGGGCGAGCUGGGCCUCGACCCCGGCCCGGAGCGCGCCCGUGAGGGAGGCCCGCCGCCAGUCCCCGGGAAGGGGCCCCGCGGGCCGCGCCGCGCUGGCGUCAGCAACCGCUUCGAGCUGAUCCCAGCUGAGGAGUCGGAGGAUGAGCCGGCGGCCGGAGAGGAGCGACCGGACACGCGGCUCAGCGAGCAGGACACGGCAGGAGGGAACCAGGAGGGGAGCAAGGACAGGAACAAGGAAGGGGCUGUGACUGAGGAGACGGACGGUGAUGGGCAGAGAGAGGGGCAGGAACAGCCGGACCAAACGCUGGCAACGAAUAACAAGCCACGGAAGAAAAAAAAGAAAAGGAAAACCAAGAAAAAUUCAGCAGGAGAGACUGUGGAAGACAACGACCUGGAAGACAUCGACAGCCUUUUGGAGAGGAUCGAGGACCCCAGGCUUGCACCACAGAGCCAGGGUGGCAUCACCACUGACACCCGGCCUCUGCUCUAUGUGGAGCACAGAAACUUGAAUCCAGAGAAUGAGUUGAAGAGAUACUUUGGGGCUCGUGCUGUGCUCGGGGACCAGAGGCCAAGGCAGAGGCAGCGGCAGUACGUGCGCAGCAUGUGGCUGACAGCCCCCAAGAACACCUGGCCACGCUACAGCAAGACAGGUAUCACCAUGCAGCUGCUGGAUACCCGGAGGGGGGUGCAGCACUUCACCUUUGAGCACCACCGUGAGUACCAGCAGGUCCAGUUCAAGUUCCUGGAUGCUGUGGAGUCCAUGGACCCCAACAACAUCGUGCUGCUGCUCCAGAUGAACCCCUACCACGUGGACUCCCUCCUGCAGCUCAGCGACGUGUGCCGCAUGCAGGAGGACCAGGAGAUGGCCCGGGAUCUCAUAGAGCGGGCACUGUACAGCCUGGAAUGCGCCUUUCACCCCGUGUUCAGCCUCACCAGCGGGACCUGCAGGCUGGACUACCGGCGCCCAGAGAACAGGGCUUUCUUCCUGGCUCUUUUCAAGCACCUGAUGUUCCUGGAGAAGAGGGGCUGUCCCCGCACAGCCCUGGAGUUCUGCAAGCUCAUCCUGAGCCUUGAUCCUGAGAACGACCCUCUCUGUGUGCUCCUGCUGAUUGACUUCCUGUCCCUCCGGGCCAGGGAAUACACCUUCCUGACCCGCCUCUUCCAGGAGUGGGAGAGUCACCGGAAUCUGUUCCAGCUGCCCAAUUUUGCCUUCUCAGUGCCACUGGCCUAUUUCUUCCUGAGCCAGCAGGAAGAGCGCCCGGAGCUGGAGCGGAGCCAGGCCCGGGAGCGAGCGGCCCGGCUUAUCCAGCUCGCUCUCAUCAUGUUCCCAAGCGUUCUGAUGCCGCUGUUGGAUCACUGCAGUGUGCAGCCUGAUGCCAGGGUUGCCUCCCACCCCUUCUUUGGGCUGAAUGCCCAGAUCAGCCAGUCACCCGCCCUGAACCAGCUGACAUCCCUGUACGUGGGCAGGACACACGCCCUGUGGAAGGACCCGGCUGUCAUGGCCUGGCUGGAGCCCCACGUCCACGAGGUUCUGUGCAUGGUGGAGGCCCGGAAUGCAGUGGUGCAGGAGGCUGAGCACAAGAGGAAGAUCCGAUACCAGAGCGCUCCCAGGAACAUCUACCGGCACAUCAUCCUCUCGGAGAUGAAGGAGGCAACAGCAGCCCUGCCUCUGGAGGUGACAUCACAGCCAGUGAUGGGGUUUGACCCUCUCCCUCCUCUGGAUUCCAUUGUUUCCUACACCCGACCAGAAAGGACAAGCCAUCCUUCCAAUGAAAGCACUUUAUCCCUCUUCUUCCGCUCGCUGCUGCCAAAUUUUAACUUGGAGGGGGACAUCCGGCACGACGGGGACGACGAGGCCGGGGCAGCACAGGACCUCAACCAGGGGGUGAACAGGCUGAUGGCGGCCAUGCGGGACAUGCUGGCCAACAUCCAGUUCCAGGAGCCCCCCCGCGACGACAAUCCCGAAGGUGAUGGUGACUGGGAUUGAUCCCGGGGUGUCUCCCUCCAAACCCUCUGGCAUCACCCCCCGAUUUGUGUUGCACUCCAAUAAAGUCAGACAAAUGGA